This is a messenger RNA of Cercospora beticola, 1527 nucleotides long. RefSeq lists its product as uncharacterized. The record is from RefSeq and is a predicted model, not a curated record. NCBI's taxonomy places the organism in Eukaryota, Fungi, Ascomycota, Dothideomycetes, Mycosphaerellales, Mycosphaerellaceae.
AUGAGACAACCGGACGGAUGCAAGCCUGGUAGCUGCGUCAGACUGACCCGCGUCAAGCAAGGCAGAAUCCGCACAUUCUUGGUAAGGUACCGAGCGAAGCUGACAGAAAUCAGACAACCAACUGAGAGCAAGCCUGAGAAUUCCACCAAGCUAACCCGUGCCAAAACAGGCCGUAUCGCUAGGUCCCAGAGACAGAGCAUUCGCAGCACAGACAAGCACAAUUUCCCGGCUCGCGAGAUCGAUCGCAAUGCGGAGCAGAUGCGUUACAUUCGCUUUCGUGAAUCCACUUUACGGAACUAUGUCUAUGGGGACCCCAACGGUGUGUACGAGCUCCUGAGCACAUGGCAUGAGCAUCAUUUCAAAGUGCAAGAGAUGAUCAGAGAACAAGAAAAGCACAGGCAAGAGCAGCAGCUCAAAGAACAAGAGAGACUCUGGGAAGAAGCAAAGCUCAGGCACGAACAGAGACUCAAGCAAGAAAAGAAGCUCAAAGAAGAGGAGAGUCUCAAGGCUGAGAGACCAGUGACCGCGAAGAGGGAUGCCAGUGUCCAGCCCAGGAAACUCGAAGACUGGGAGACUGAACUCAUAGCACGCUUCAAUCGUAACCUCGACAGCAUUCCAGAGCAACUUGAGGAAAUCUAUCGAUCCUCUAGGUCCGAGGUGCAGAGCGACGAUCUGACUGACAAGCCUUGCACGCCUGCUGUGCCAUGCGAGACUCCGACUGACAGAUCUGCCAGGACUGAUGCGACGGCCGAGGUCUCAGAUAAUACAGAAGCCAGAUGCGAUGUCGUCAAGGAAGAAACUCCAGCUGAGGAAACUGCCGAUUGCGAUAUGACGAAAGAGGUCGCAGCUGACACAACUGCCACAUGCGAUGCCAAACCCGCCAAACUCGAUGCUGCGGAAGAGCCUUUGAUUGCUACCAAUGCCAAAUGCCAUGAAGAGAAAGACACUUUCGCUGACAAAGCAGCCAAACGCGAUGCGGAAGGAAAGACUCUAGAAGAUAAAGCCGCCCAACGCGACGAUGAGCCUGUUUGCACUGCAGCGACCGAAGCCGGAAAUGAUGAAAACCCUGCAUCCCUCACAUACAAAUCUGCAAUCGAAACUCUAGAGCGCGACCAUUCCCUCAUGGAAGAACGGAUCUUACAGCUAGAACGCAAGAAGCGCGAGCUUCUCAAGGAGCAAAAGUGCCUUCUCCAAGGUAACACGCGCUUGUUCGAGACCAUUCGCUCAGAAGCCAAAACGGUCAAGCAAGCGCAAGAAGAAUUGGAGAAGCAAGCAGCUUUGAAGAAACAGGAAGCCGAGGCCAUGGAGAAGAGAGUCAAAGAGUUCGAGAGCAAAGAGGACGAUUUGGUGAACAGGCUAAUCGGACUGGAUAUUAGCGAGCAGUCUAAGGCUCCGAGACGAGAAGCUGUGAAAGGUGAUGAGCCUUCUGCUGCUUCUCCUUCGAUCCCUGAAGUUUGCGAUGUGAAGCCGACUGCUGAGAAGAAAGUGUGGCAACAGCCUACUGCUAAGGAUGAGCCUGAAGAGUAG